CUAGAGACAUAGAAAAUGCUUGUACUGAGAAUAUACCGGUUUAAAAAGGUUUUAAAGGAGGGAGGCAGCUCCUCCCAAUCCAUGGCGGCGGCGAAGCGAGGGGCGCGCUCCAAGGCGGCGGCGGUGGCGAUCGAGGCGCCGGCGCCAAAGAAGAUCCGGAUCAAUCCCGUGGUAAGGCGCUACCCUAUCGAUGUGCAGGGUAGCUCGCGCGUGCUCCAGAACGCGAUCGGCGAGAUAUUUCGGCGCAGCAAUGCCAGCGGCCUCAGCUUCGAGGAGCUCUACAGGCAUGCCUUUAAUCUUUGCCAGGGCAAUCACGCCGCUAAGCUCUACCAGAUGUUUCGCGAAGAGCUCAUCCGGAACCUCGCGGUCUACCGGGAUGGCGUGUUCGCGGCCGCCGACACUGGAUCCAUGUUUGAGGUCUUGGACGAGAAGUGGCUGGAAUUCUCGCGAGCGCUCCAGCUGAUCAGGGCUUUGCUGAGUUGCAUGGACAGGACCUAUGUGAUCCGGUACAGGGAGAGGUCCGUCUAUGACUUGGGGCUGGAGCUAUGGAAGGUGGAGGUGGUGAGCUCGCCAAAGCUGCAAGCCGCGCUCACGGCUUUUCUCCUGGGCGAGAUCCACAAGGAGAGGUCCGGGGAGAUGAUUGACAGGAGCAAGAUGAGGAGGGCUGUGCAAAUGCUCAUCGAGCUCGACUACAAGAUAUAUCUUCUCGUGGUGGAGGAACCAUUCAUCUCGGCUUCCAAGGAUUUCUACUCGAUCGAGAGCCAGCAGCUGCUGGCUUGCGGGGACUGCUCCGCGAUGCUCAAGAGGGUGGAGCGACGACUCAAGGAGGAAAGCAUGAGAGUGUCGCGGUACCUCUCGGAGAAAACUGGGCCAAAGAUCAGCAGGGUGGUGGUGGAUAUCUUCGUCGGGAAGAACAUAAAGCAGCUGGUGGAUAUGGAGAACACGGGGCUCGAAUUCAUGCUUUCACAGGACAGGUUGGACGACUUGGCACGCAUGUACGAGUUUUUGCAACACUGGGAAGAAGGAGGGAAAGAAAUUCUAGAUGGUUUGACGAGGCAUAUCAAAGCAAACGGUGCGCAGCUCGUCCAGGAUCCCGAGCGGCAGAAGGAUCCGGUGGCUUUCAUCCAGCUGCUGCUAAGUUUCAAGGAGAAGUACGACGCGAUAGUGAGCUCUUCGUUCAAGAGAAACAAGGCCGUGGCCGCGGGUUUGGAGGUGGCUUUCGCAGAGGUCGUCAACUUAAACCGCAGGCUACCGGAGUUUCUUUCGUUGUUCCUGGAUAACAAGCUUAGGCAAGGUGGCAAAUCGGAUAGUGGUGGCUCGGACGAUCCGGAAGCCUUCAUGGACAAGGCGAUGCUCAUCUUCCGGUACAUCAACGAAAAGGACAUGUUUGAGAAGUACUACAAGCACCACCUCGCGAAACGGCUGCUCCUGUCCAAGUUCGCCGAGGACGAGCUCGAGAGGAGCCUCAUCCUCAAGAUCAAGACGGUGUGCGGCUACCAGUUCACGAGCAAGAUCGAGACCAUGCUCAAGGACAUGAGGACCUCGGAGGAUCUCAUGCAGCGGUUUAGGAACAUGCAGGCAAACAUCAACGCGGCGGUGAACAUCAACGUCCAGGUGCUCACCACCGGAUCCUGGCCGGCGUACGCGUCGUCCUCGCAGUGCAUACUCCCGAGAGAGGUCCACGGGCUGUGCGAGAGGUUCAAGACGUUCUACCUCAUGCAGCACAGGGGCCGGCGGCUAACUUGGCAAGGAAACCUCGGCUCAGCGGACUUGAAGCUCACCAUCGACGACACCACGAAGACGCUGAGCUGCUCGACGUACCAGAUGUGCAUCCUCAUGCUCUUCAACGAUUCCGACCGGCUGAGCUACAAGGAGAUCAAGGACGCGACGGGGAUCCAGCAGGCGUCGGAGCUCAAGAGAAACUUACAGUCGCUGGCGCUGGUCCGGGGCAAGAACGUCCUCCGCAAGGAGCCCAUGAGCAAGGAGAUUGGCGAGACGGACGUGUUCGUGUUCAACGAGGCGUUCACGAGCAAGCUGGCCAAGAUCAAGAUCUGCACGGUGGCGGCGCAGAAGGAGACUGGCGAGGAGAACUCCCGGACGAGGGAGACGAUUGAGAGCGACCGGAACCCGCAGAUCGAGGCGGCCAUUGUCCGGGUGAUGAAGUCGAGGCAGCGGAUGGAGCACAACAAUCUGGUGAGCGAGGUGAUUGCGCAGCUCCAGUCGCGAUUCACUCCAAACCCGGCGGUGAUCAAGAAGCGAAUCGAGGCACUUAUCGAGAGAGAUUACCUCGAGCGGGACAGAGAUGACAGGAGAACGUACUGCUACUUGGCAUGAAGAAGAAGAAAAAGAUCUUCUUCUCGACUGGAUCGGAUCAGCAAGAUGGCCGGCGUGUGGCGACAUUCCGUCUUUUUUUUUUUUUUAACACUUUUUCGUCUUGCUCACUGCAUUACAGGUUGGUCCACGUCCCAAUCCAAGAGUGAGAGACAUGGAGAGGUUUUCGUCGUCUUUAUUCCAAAGAAGCGAAAGUACCACUCCUACAAAAAGAAGAGGUCCUAAGGCUUGCAUUUCUUUCGAACACACCAAGGAAGGUGGCGGUCGCGUCAUACGGUCCAAAUGUUUGUAAAGAUGCUGCAAUUGCCCACCUCACUCACUUU
Selaginella moellendorffii is the source of this 2654-nucleotide messenger RNA. Its product is annotated as cullin-3A. Gene Ontology annotation, molecular function: ubiquitin protein ligase binding. The record is from RefSeq and is a predicted model, not a curated record. NCBI's taxonomy places the organism in Eukaryota, Viridiplantae, Streptophyta, Lycopodiopsida, Selaginellales, Selaginellaceae. Gene Ontology annotation, cellular component: cullin-RING ubiquitin ligase complex. Gene Ontology annotation, biological process: protein ubiquitination; ubiquitin-dependent protein catabolic process. Bases 16 to 2334 code for a protein of 772 amino acids. The transcript is spliced from 2 exons.